AUGCGUGCCGACUACGCUGCACGCCUCGCAAGGAGCCGCCGCCGGAGCGAUCCAUCGCGAGUGAAAAGAGCUCCUCGAGGCAGCUACAAGGCCAAGAUGAGGGAGACGAAAUCCGCGGGAACGGCGAAUGUGAGCGCGGAGGAUGCGUGGGGCGUGCUGCCCGUAGGCAGCCGUGCGCGGCCGAAAACCUCCACUCGCCGCGGCGAGGGGCCUGAGUCGUUGCGGCCACCUUCAUGGGCGAAGAAGACGGGCGGAAUGUGCGAGAGCACGACGGACGCGUUGGCUCCGACGGGUUCAACCGGCAACGCGCGCGGCAGCGGCAGUAAGCGCAAAAGCGCUUUGAAGCCGUCCGGCUCCUUCCGCACGAUGAGGCCUCGAGAACGGCCCUCCUGCCUGCUCGAACCCGAGGCCAUCGUCGCGACUGGGCAGGCAGGCUGA
This is a messenger RNA of Symbiodinium sp. CCMP2592, 438 nucleotides long. The record is from the annotation of a GenBank genome assembly. NCBI's taxonomy places the organism in Eukaryota, Dinophyceae, Suessiales, Symbiodiniaceae.